Carya illinoinensis is the source of this 2420-nucleotide messenger RNA. RefSeq names its product luc7-like protein 3. Lineage: Eukaryota; Viridiplantae; Streptophyta; Magnoliopsida; Fagales; Juglandaceae. The transcript has 9 exons. Gene Ontology annotation, biological process: mRNA splice site recognition. The record is from RefSeq and is a predicted model, not a curated record. The coding region runs from base 121 to 1179 and encodes 352 amino acids. Gene Ontology annotation, molecular function: mRNA binding. Gene Ontology annotation, cellular component: U1 snRNP; U2-type prespliceosome.
AUAGUCACUGCGUCCCACGGAGCCCCCAAACGCCACAAAAUCCCCCAAUUCUUAAGAAAACCCUAAAACCCGCUCUGAGUGUGCAAUUCCAUCAGUCUUACUUAAAACGCUCCCUUAGCCAUGGACGCUCAGAGAGCUCUGCUUGAUGAACUAAUGGGUGCAACUCGUAAUUUGACGGAGGAAGAGAGAAAGGGAUUCAAGGAGAUAACUUGGGAUGAUAAGGAGGUUUGUGCUUGCUAUAUGGUUCGAUUUUGCCCGCAUGAUCUCUUCGUCAAUACGCGGAGCGAUCUAGGACCUUGCCCUAGAAUACAUGAUCCAAAGCUGAAAGAAAGUUUUGAGAAGUCUCCAAGACAUGAUGCAUAUGUGCCAAAAUUUGAAGCUGAACUUGCUCAGUUUUGUGAAAAAUUGGUGAUGGACUUGGAUAGAAGAGUUAGGCGUGGGCGUUCUCGCCUUGCUCAAGAGGUGGAACCCACCCCAGCACCUCCACUAUCAGCUGAAAAAUCUGAACAGUUCUCUUUGCUGGAAGAAAAAAUAAAGAACCUGCUGGAACAAGUAGAGGCCCUUGGUGAAGCUGGGAAGGUUGAUGAAGCUGAAGCACUCAUGAGAAAGGUGGAGAUGCUAAAUGCUGAGAAGACAGCCUUGACCCAGGAACCCCAAAAUGAUAAAGUGCUAAUGCUUGCACAGGAAAAAAAGAUGGCUCUAUGCGAGACCUGUGGCUCUUUUCUAGUAGCAAAUGAUGCUGCUGAGAGAACCCAAUCUCACGUCACAGGGAAGCAGCACAUUGGCUAUGGCAUGGUCCGAGAUUUCAUCGCUGAGUACAAGGAAGCUAAAGAGAAGGCAAGGGAAGAGGAAAGAUUGGCUAGAGAGAAAGAAGCAGAAGAGCGGAGGAAGCAGAGGGAGAAGGAUAAUGAGAGGAGAAGUGGUUCGGGUGAUAGGGACAGGUAUCACGAUCGUGAUCGAGACAGGGAGCGGGAUAGAUACAGAGAACGAGACCAAGAUCGUGAUAGGUCAAGAGAUGGGAAUGUUAGAGGUAGUCGGGAUGGAGGGAGAGAGAUGGAUCGUAGGUCCAGGAAUGGCAGAGAAGGAGGCAGGGAUAGGUACCGUGAUCGGAGCAGGUCACGUUCACCUGUUAGGCGUGGUCACAGAAGAUCACCUAGAAGUCCAGUUCGCCUGUAUUAGUCGAUUUGUCGACAUAUGUCUGAGCUUUAAAAUUUAAAGAGCUUUGUUGAGACUAUACCAUCUCCCUUUCAUCAAUAGUAUUAAUGGAGAAACGGGUUCAGGUAGGUAUGACUUCAUUGUUGAAUCUGAUUUUAUAAUAUAUUUUAUGCUUUUUUUGAAUUCUUCUAUUUUUGGCGUAUCUGUCUCUGAAAGUCUACCAUCUCACCUAUUUUUUGGUAGUCAUCCUGGGCUAUAGACUUUGGUCUCAGUAUUUUAAGUGGUCGGAUGCAAAAAUUAUUUGCAUGAGUGACACUGCUGCUGAGAGAGAUGGUGUUUUCCUCUUGUUUGAGGUAACAAUUAGACCUAUUUCUAUCAACACAACUCCCAUAGAUUGAUAUUUUCUAGUCAGAUUUCGUUCUCCUUAUUCCUGGUCGUUAAAUUGACUUAAUCCAUAUUUACUCAUGCCUACAAGGUAAUCACUUGCAGACUAUCCAGACGAGGUAAUCACUUCGCUAUUUUUUUUUUUUUUUUAAAGACUUUGAUCGUCAAUGGGUCCAAAGGCCCUGCCUUCAUGAGCGACAAUAGAAAUAGGUGCAUGCAGUGUGCGAUGAACGAGCAUUUAUUAAGGGAAAUAGAUAUAGGUGGGCAGUAAAUCAAUAUAUUAUAUUCAUAUUCAAACAUUGCUACUUGUUUGACAGUUUUGGGGCGAGUUUUGGAGUUAUUCGGAUCCGACAGGUAUAAGUAAUUACUGUGUUUGCAGAGUUGUUCAUUAAAAGAAAUGUUGUUUCCACAUGCAUGAGACACUACUUCAGUGGGCUGGGAUGCUAUGUUGUGGGUUCCUGGAGGUAACCAAAAAUUACAAUCUACAGAAUAUAGCUUGUUUCUAUUUAGUUUGCAGGAUGAGGUAGGUAAUCUGGUGAGCCUUGAUUCUUAUUAAAAAAAAAAAAAAAAUCUGGUGAGCCUUGAUGGCCAGAUUGUUGCUAGCAAGUAGACAAUUUAUGCUAAGGAAUGGUUUGUGCAGGGGAAAUAGACGUUUAUUGAAUAGUGGCUGCUUUUGGAACUACUUGUAUCCAAAGAAUACAGGAAAUGAGAAAACCAAAUACAAUUGCAUCUGGAAUCGGGGUGUACAGGUGCAAUGCUUGUCUGCAAUUGACCAGCUAAUAAUAUUAUUUUGGCAAUAUAUGAAUUUUCUGAUACUGUAAAUUAUUAGAUUGACAUUUACUUAUCAAAAUAAAAUUAUUAGAUUGACAUUUAUGCAGUAA